Molecule: messenger RNA, 9053 nt
Organism: Dermatophagoides farinae (American house dust mite)
Lineage: Eukaryota; Metazoa; Arthropoda; Arachnida; Sarcoptiformes; Pyroglyphidae
Product: trio Rho guanine nucleotide exchange factor
Biological process (GO): intracellular signal transduction; axon guidance
Cellular component (GO): plasma membrane; extrinsic component of membrane; cytoplasm
Molecular function (GO): protein binding; guanyl-nucleotide exchange factor activity
Source: RefSeq, a predicted model, not a curated record
CAUUAAUUACUGAAACAAGUGGAUAUUAUGGCCAAAAGUUCAUUGUGCUAUUGAGACUACAAAGGUAUAUAGCCAAUAUCACGUAUAUAUGAGGGGGCCGGUAAUAUUGGAGUUUUGCUGAAGUAUAAAGAGAAGAAAAAAAUUGUUCGUCGAACACAGUGAAAAACAUACAUAGCAAAUCCAGUUAUAUAAGCAAAAGUUAGAAUGGGUUUUUUCUGUAUGUGUCUGUUUGUGUGUUUACAUGUCGAAUGUGAACAAAAAUUGAUCAUCAUCAUUGAAUUAAAUUCAAUCAACAAAAUGAUAGAAAAAUGGACAAUUGGAAUUUGGAUUGUCCAAUCGAUUCGAAUGAUUCAUAUGAAUGUCGCAACAUAUUGGAGUGUUUUCGUAAACAAACGAUUAAAGCUUACGAUAUAAAAUCAUUGCUUGAAGAACGAUAUGCCAUCCUGUCCGGAGGCCGAGAUAUACGAGGUGGACCAAUCAUAUUUUUUCCAUCACGUCAACCAUCAAGUGAAAAAUUUAAUAUUGAAAAUCUGAAAAUAAUACUCAAUUAUUUUGCCUCGAUACCAAGUGAUGAAUCAAAAGCAUUAGAAUUUUGUGUCAUAAUCGAUAUGCGUGGAUCAACAUGGUCAACCGUCAAACCGAUCUUGAAAGUAUUGGACGAAAACUUUCCCGUCAAAAUUCAUACGACAUAUAUUAUAAAACCGGAUAAUUUUUGGCAAAAACAACGAACAUCAUUGGGCACGACUAAAUAUAAAUUUGAAACCGUGCUCAUAUCGGUCGAAUCAUUGGCCAAAUACAUUCAACUGAAUCAGCUGACAAAUGAUGUCGAAAAUGGUAGCUAUCCAUAUGAUCACAUCAAUUGGAUACAAUCACGCAUUGUUAUCGAACAAUUCAUGGAACGUAUUGCAAAAGUCUAUUGUAUAAUGCUGGGCAUGAAGGAAGAAUUGAAAAAGAUAACAUUCUCCAAUGACAGUCAAGUGAUAAACAGUAUUAUUGAGGAACAUAAAAUGAUGAAAAAGAAAAUAUCAGAAAUACCUGUCGAUGAUGUCGAUCUUGAAGUACAACAAUUGUUAGCAAAAUUGAGCUAUUUCAUGCACGAUACAAAUAUGAUCCAUUUGAAACAAUCAUAUAGCCGGGAAUUGAUCAUUAACAAAUUCUUCAAUCCAGAUAUUGAAACAGCGAUUGCAAGAAUAUUUCAAAUCGUAAAUGAAAUUCAUCAUUGUCGACAGAAUCUUCUCAGACUUUGGAAUCAAAAACGUGUUAAAUAUGAACAACACCUUCAGCUAUUAUUAUAUGAAUCGGAUGCAAAUAAAAUGCUCGAAUGGUUACGCAACAAUAAGGAAAUAUUUAUGCGUAGUUUCAUCAUUAUCGGAACAACAUUGGCCGACAUCAAAGAACUGCAGGAAAAACAUGGCGAAUUUGCCAAUGCAUCUGUCAAUGUUUAUGUGAAUAUCACCAAAUUACAACAUGUUGCCAGUAAUAUGAUUGAAAAUGGCCAUACAUCCGUACAGCUUAUACAACAGAUUACUGGACAGCUAGAUCGUUCAUGGAAAGAAUUUGCAUCCAUUCUGGAUCAACGAAAUCUGUUAUUAUCCAUUGCAUUAGCAUUCUAUAAUAAUGUUGAGGAAUAUACACAACAACUGCAGAAUUUCUCCACAUUUUGUGAUAAUCAUCAAAAUCUUCUUCAACAAUCAUCAUCAUCAUCGACCACAACGACCACGACCACGACGAAUAUAUCACCAUCAUCACCAGCAUAUCAUCAGCAACAACAAAAAGUCAACGAAUUAGAAAGCCUAGUGAAAAAGAUGCAAUCAUUUUAUGAGAAAAUUGUUUAUCUUUAUAAUGAAUGUCAUUCAAGUAGUAAGAAAUUAAUUACACAAUUAGAACAUUUAUAUAAAAAAUAUUCGGGUGAUAUUGCUAGUCAUCAUCAUCAUCAUCAUCAUCAUCUUCAUCAUCUUCCUCAUCAAGAUUCGAAUACAUUUUUACAUCAAUUCUACCGUGAUUAUAAUGACAGUAUGACAAAUAUCAUGUCCUUGUUGCAAACAUUAGUAAUGAAUCAACAGAAUAUUGAUUCAAAGUGGCAUUAUCUAAAGAUUAAACUACAUCAACGUCUAGCAUUGGCAUUGUUUCAGGAUGAUGUACGCCAGGUACUCGAUUGGAUCAAUGUUCAUGGUAACGGGUUUUUGAAUAAAAAUCCUGGUAUUGGAAAAAAUUAUGCAAAAGCAAAAAUUCUACAAAAAAGUCAUAUUCACUUUGAAACCGUUGCACAGAACACCUAUACGAAUGCUGAGAAACUUUUGGCAGCAGCUGAUGAAUUAGCCCGUACUGGUGAAUGUAAUGCCGAUGAAAUAUCCGACGUAGCUCGGCAAUUGCAAUCACACAUAUCAACAUUUGCUAAACGUGUGGAAAAUCGUCGAACCAUAUUGAAUUUGGCCGUCGCUUUCUAUACGCUUGAAAAAGACAUCAAUAAUUAUGUAUCCGAACUACGGAAUCAGGUGAAUGGAACACCAUUGGAUAUGCCUGAAAAUAAGGAUUUGAUAGAAAAAAUCAUCAAUAAUUACCUCAUGCAACGUAAAUCUGUCCAUACACUAAUUACGAAUGCAAUCGGAAAAGGACAGCUACUAUUGAACGAAUUGAAAAAUUAUUCGACAUUUCACCAGGAAAAUUACGACUAUUCAGAAGAAUCAUUUCACUCAUUGUCAUCAUCCAUUACAACCAUACAAACAUCGUGUGAUAAACUUAAAUGUCUUGUACAAGAAUUCGAAGAUCUUUGGAAUAGCCAACAAUAUAAACACGAAAUUUGCCUCAAAAUUCGUCUAUUUGAAACAGAUUCAAUCAAUAUUACUUCACAAGUUGAUGUUUGGAUUGAAAACAUUCAAAGUGCAAUCUACAUGGAUGAAUCCAAACAACAACAACAACAACAACAAUCUCAACAAAUGCAACAAUUGACUCUUGCUGAUCUUCAACAAUAUGAAUCUAAAUUGGCAGCCACAAAUGAAAAAUUUACCCAAUUACAAUCGAUAAUAUUUGAAUCUGUUCAUUAUGGAAAAGAAUUGGACCAGCUUUUAGAAUCCUGUCCAUUUCGUUUGAUUGUCAAUAAAGGCGGUAAUAAUAAUGAACAAACUGGACAUGAUCUAGUGAAAAAGAUAACGACAUUUUUAAAUGAAAAAAUUAUCGACCUUGAAGACAUCUAUGAAGUGCGUAGAAAACAAUUGGAACAAAUGAUACAAUUCGGUCAUUUCCAAUUGAAUGCCGAACAAAUUUUCAAUUGGAUACGUAAUGGCGAUUCAAUGCUUAAAAGUUCAUUCUAUAUACCUACUUCAUUGAAAACUGCCGAAAAUCUCCGUUCCGAUCAUGAACAAUUUCAGGAUGCAAUCGAAAAGACACAUUGUCGUGCCAUCUAUCUACAUCAAAAGGCUGAUUCGUUGAUUCAAUGUGGCCACUAUAAUUGUUCGGCAAUCGAACAAAUCUCGAAUGAAUUAUCAAAACGAUGGCAAAAUCUGAUGACACAUGCUGAAGAUCGUCAUAAAUUGGUGUUGGCAUCCAUAAAUUUUUUCAAAACAAUCGAACAAGUUUGUUCGGUCGUUAGUAGCCUGCAAAAUGAAUAUAAACACGAUGAAGAUUUUUGUGGUGCAAGUCGAUUAACGGUGAUUACGCCGGAAACGAUACGAAACCUGGACAAUAAUGAUGAAUAUGCAUUAAGUUGUCAGAUCAGUAAACACCAUGAACAAAAAGAAGCAUUUCUCAAAGCAUGCACACAUGCACGUAGAAAUGCGGAAAAUUUUCUCAAAUACAUUCAACGCUGCAUACAAUAUUAUUCGGCAAAUUAUCCCAAUCAAACCUACACGAAUGCCGAGAAUCGUAUCAAGACAAUAAUGGACGAUCUACUAACCCAAGAGAAUCGUGUAUUGGAAUAUUGGGCUGAAAAGAAAAAACGUCUGGAUCAUUGUAAACAAUACAUAUUGGUGGAACAUAGUUCCAAACAAGCAUUGAAAUGGAUCAAUGAAAAUGGUCUCACAUUCAUACAAACUAAACAAUCCUACCUUGAUGAUCAAAACCAACAACAAUCGUUUGAUCGCGAAAAAUUGGAAUCACUUUGUAUUGAAUUCAAUAAUUUUAACCAUUAUCUUGGUGAAUGUCGUGAGAAAGUAUCACUACUGUCGCAGCUAUCACAGAAUCUAAUACAAAAACGACAUACACACGAAGUUGCUAUCAAAAAAUGGGUCCAAUUCGUCGAACAAUCAUAUAAAGAUUUCUAUAAACAACUGGAUCUAUUUAAACAACGAUUAAAUGAAAAACAAACAUUGUUCAAUAUUGAAUCAGCUGCUGCAUCUGCAUCUGCAUCAGCAGCAGCAGCAGCCACUAUGAUUAUCAAAGAUCCAUCGCCAUCAAUUAGUGCUAAUCAACAGUCAUCAACACCAACAACAAAUCUAGUCAAAGAUAUUAUUAGCAGCGCUAGUAGUAGCACUAGUGGUGGUAAUGUUCGGAGAUCGAUAAGGAAGAAAGAUUAUAUUAUGGAAGAAUUACUACGCACCGAACGUACCUAUGUGGAAGAUCUUAAGCUCUGUAUCGAUACAUAUCUACGAGAAUUUCGUUUAGCUGGUGACAAUCAUUUGCCACCGUUUCUUCAGGGCAAAGAACGGUUACUAUUUGGUAAUAUUGAACAAAUCCAUGAUUUCCAUAAACGGGUUUUCUUACGUGAAUUAGAGAAAUAUGAACAAAUACCGGAAGAUGUUGGUCAUUGUUUCGUAACAUGGUCAUCAUCAUUUGAUAUCUACGUGGAGUAUUGCAAAAAUAAACCCGAUUCCAAUCUAUUGCUUGUACAAUAUCAGGGUAGUUUUUUCGAUGAAAUCAAACAACGAUAUUCGAUUCUACAUCCAAUCGAUGCCUAUCUGAUUAAACCGGUGCAACGAAUAACUAAAUAUCAGCUAUUACUUAAGGAUUUACUCAGCUGUUCGGAUCCAGGCCAAGAAGGCGAAAUUAAAGAUGGAUUAGAUGUCAUGUUGAAUGUGCCGAAAAAAGCAAAUGAUGCAAUGCAUUUCUCAAUGCUCGAAGGAUAUGAUGUAACAAUGGAUCAAUUGGGUGAAGUCUUACUGCAAGACGUAAUGACCGUGUUUGAUUCGAAAUCACUAUUCAAAAAAGGACGUGAACGUCGUUUAUUUUUGUUUGAAAAAUUGUUGAUAUUUUCCAAAGAAAUCCGCGAUUCAAGUGGUAAAUCCAAAUAUCUAUACAAAAAUAAAUUAAUGGCAAACGAAAUCAAUAUCAACGAAACACUGGACGAUUCGGAAUUGAAAUUUUCCAUUUGGACUGGCAAAUUAUCAUCAAUGUCUGACUAUAAAAUCACACUGAAAGCAUCAACAUUGGAAACAAAACAAAAUUGGAUUCGCAAAUUGAAUCAGCUAAAAACGGAUACAUUUUUGUAUUCAACGUUUUUCAAAUCCAAAUCUAAUCAACAGAAAUUGUUAAAUUCAACAUCAUCCUCCUCGAUCAAUAAUAACCACAAUAAUCGCUCAAGCCGUGAUUUUAAUACUGAUGAUGAUGAAUGUUUGAAUGUCGUUUCUAAUUCAAUUUCGACAAAUGGCAGCAAUAGUGAUACUCAUCAUCAUCAGAAACAUCAGCCACUGCCAUCCUCAUCAUCAUCAUCGACAACAAUGACGGAUGAAAAUACAUCAUUAAUAUCGACUACAAGUUCGGGUUAUAAAACUGAUACUAGUGACAAGACAAUCCAUGAUUAUGCAUGGAUAAAAGAAGAUUUCAGUGAGCAAAAAAUUUCAUCAUAUGAUCAUCAACGGCAACAAUGGCCAUUCUUAUCAGUACGAAUUGGACAAAAAGUAGAAAUUAUUGAACAACGUAUACAUUCCUCACCAACAACACAUUUGGGUGAUUUUUGUCUUGUCAAAACGAUUCAAAACGAAUUGAAUGAUAAUCACCAUCAACAUCAACAAUUGCAAGAAGGUCUUGUACCAAUCAAUAUAUUACGAUUUCCUUUGCAAAAACAACAAUCAUUAUCAUCAACAUCCUCAUCAUCGAUAAAUCAUCAAUUACAACAACCUCAACAACGUCCAUCGAUUAUGUCAACGAUGACAACGGCCCAACCAACAUUCGAAUCAUCAUCACAAUCACCAACAACAACUGGUGAAGCUGAUUCUUCCACAUCCGUAUUAUUCCAUGAUCAUCAACAUCAGCAACGACAACAACAAAUGAAUCAUUCAACAACCACAACGGUCACAAUGGCCGAAUCAAAUAGCAAUACGAGUGGUGGUGGCGCAAGUGGUCAGAAUAAAAAACGCGGUGUAUUAAAAUGGAUUACAAAUCCGGUACGAAAAUUAAGUCAAGGUAGUAAUAAACAGCAACAACAACCGGUAGACAAAUCAGCAAUUAAUCAUCAUAAUAAUGAUAAUGAUAAUAAACCGACUACGACCAUGUCUACAUUAUCGAAUACAAAUAAUGUGACCAUAAUUACACAUUCCCCUACUGCUAAUAAUAAACAAAUUCUACCAUUAUCACCAAAUUCAUCUUCAUCAUCGUCAUCAUUAUCAUCGACAAUGAUACCAACUAAUCAAAAUGAAAUUCUCAUCGAUCCGACUGUAUCGACGACAAUGAUUGUUGUCAAUACAACAAUAGCUAGUAAUACUAAUGAUGAUAAUAAUCAUGUGAAUAACGCAUCACCAGCUAUAAUAAGUGAUAUUAAUGUCAUUGGUGGUGGUGGUGGUGGUGGCACCGGUGAAGAGGAUUGUGAUUUAACUGAAAUUGAAAUACCACCACCAAUGGCUGUUAUACAGGAACAUAAUUAUCAAACAAUUAUGUCGUCAUCACAAGCAGCACAAGAUUCAACAGUAAUGACGAUCGAUAAUGAACAGCCUUCAUUACCAGCAACAAAACAGCAGCAACAACAAGGAUCAAAUAUUGAACAAAUGAUGAAUAGGAUUAGCCUUGACGAUAGUCAAACACAACAACAACAACAACAACAACAAGAAUAUUCUGGUCGUGACGACGACGAUGGCGAUGAUGUAACGAACAAAACAAUCAAUGAACAAAAUAGCAAUACAUUGGACGAAGAAAAAGAUCGAGCAUUAGAAAAAAGAAAAUUUGUUUUGCUUGAAUUAAUCGAUACAGAAAGAGAUUAUGUACAGCAUUUAGGCAUGAUUGUCGAUGGCUAUAUACAAAUGUUUCGCAAUACAGACAACGAUACUAUGAUACAGAUCCCAGAUGAUCUUAAAGGUGGUAAAUAUAAAAUUGUUUUCGGCAAUCUAGAAAAUAUUUAUGAAUGGCACAAAGAUUACUUUCUACCCGAAUUGGAUAAAUGUAUUGAACAACCAGCUAGAUUGGGGAAAAUUUUCCGUAAAUAUGAACGACGUUUGAAUAUGUAUGUUGUGUAUUGCCAGAACAAACCUCUGUCCGAAGCUGUCGUUUCCGAUCAUUUUGAUUUUUUCGAGGAUGUACGAUUAAAACUUGGCCACAAAUUACAUUUGAGUGAUUUAUUAAUCAAACCAGUUCAACGUAUUAUGAAAUAUCAAUUGUUAUUGAAAGACGUGUUACGUUGCACCGAAAAGGCCGGUAUCACUGGUGAAGAGAUUGAUGAUCUGAAAAAAGUUGUCCAAAUUAUGAUUGUCGUACCGAAAACAGCCAAUGAUAUGAUGAUGGUAUCAAGGUUACAAAAUUUUGAUGGAAAAAUAUCUGCUCAAGGAAAAUUGCUACAACAAGGUCAACUGUUAGUUGCCGAUGUCGUUAUACAUUAUGGAACGAAUCUAAACCUACAAACGGUCAAGCUCAAAGAACGACAAGUGUUUCUGUUUGAACAAAUCAUUAUAUUCAGUGAACAAGUGGGCCAAAAAACACAAUUUUCGAAUCCGAAUUAUCUUUAUAAAAAUCAUUUACAAGUGAACAAAAUGUCACUGACGGAAAAAUCAUCAUCAUUGGAUUCGAAGCAAUUCUUGUUGAAAUCAAAAGAUCCUCAACAAGAUGGUCUUGCAUUUCUGUGUGAAGGCCUCACAAAAGAGGAUUCAAUCGAAUGGGUAUCCAAUAUACGUGCCAUACUUGACACACAACAAGAUUUUCUACGUGCACUUCAAUCGCCUAUUGCAUAUCAAAAAGAGCUGACCAAAGAAAUUUCUGCGCCGGAACUAUGUUCAUUGUGGAAUCCUUCAUUGAGAAAAACCUUAUCACAUCCACCAGCUCAUAUUGCUGCCAAUCGAGAGAAAUCAAAAUCAUCAACAUCAUCGUCAUCAACAACGACACCAACAACGACGACGACAAUAUCGACAAAUGGAAAAUCAAUAAAAACAUCAUCAUCGACACUUGGUCCGACACAAACAUCUAAAUCCGUGCGGAUUACAUCCAAUACAAAAAUUAAACAUGAAAAACACCAACUACCACGAAUACAUAAUCACCAUAAUGGUUCAUCCAACAUUGAUAAAUCGAUAAUGAAUCAAAAUGGUGAUCCAACAUCAUCAUCAUCUUCAUCAUCAUCGAUUAUACAAAAACAGCCUAGUCCAUUCAAAGAAAAGAAACGUUCGAUUAUUGAUGGAUUCAAAAAAUCAUUCAAAAGUAAACGUAAUGAUCUACUUGGUGGCGGUUGUGGUGGAUUCGAUAAAUUAUCAUCUGAUCAUACAACAUCUAGUCAUAGUUUUGAUGCUACAGCCAUUGCUAAGAAAACAUCAUUAACAAAUGAAUAUCUUGCCAAAAUGAAUCCAUCAAUAAGACGUUGGUCUGAACAGACCACUACUACUACUACUACAUCAUCAUCAUCAUCAUCUAAAUCGUCCAAAUGCACAUCAUCGAAUGCACAGAACAAAUAAUGAUGAUUUGCCUAAUUUUUUUUUAAAUAUUUCAACCGUGUAGUGUCGAACAACGCAAAACAAAUUGGGUUAAUUCACUUGUUAUAUAAACCUUUUUUUCUGAUCUCAUGAUCUCACAUCUCUCAUAUAGAAUGAUAAUUCCUAUAUACAGAAUGCAAAAUACCAAGAUUAUGAUUAACACCUACACACACACAAAGAUGAAUCAUAUUUUUCUAUAUUUAUCAACCAAUUUCAAUUCAUCAAUCAAAUGUGCAA